Messenger RNA from Exophiala spinifera, 1062 nucleotides. RefSeq lists its product as uncharacterized. The record is from RefSeq and is a predicted model, not a curated record. The transcript has a single exon. Bases 1 to 1062 code for a protein of 353 amino acids. Lineage: Eukaryota; Fungi; Ascomycota; Eurotiomycetes; Chaetothyriales; Herpotrichiellaceae. Gene Ontology annotation, molecular function: hydrolase activity.
AUGACGACGCUCAAAACCAACACGUGGACCUCGCCGACGACAGGCAAACAAUGGUCCUACCUCACAGCCGGACCCUCAGACGGGCCGUUGAUGUUCUUCCUGCACGGAUGGCCGGGCAUCGCAUCGACAUGGAAAUACCAGCUCGUUGCAUUCAGCAGCCUAGGCUUUUCUGUCGUGGCACCAGACAUGCCAGGCUACGGCGGGACGUGGACGUCAAAGGACUCGUCCGAGUUCGCACUGGAGAGACUUGUCCCGCAAGUCAUCGAACUUCUACACGCUCUCGGUCGACAGGACGCCAUCUGGAUAGGCCACGACUGGGGUUGCGGCCCUCUGUGGGCCAUCGCCGCGCACCACCCUGAAGUCUGCAAGGGGAUUGUCGGGGUUUCGGUCCCGUACCGCACGAUAGAGCUCGGGCUACCAACACUCCUCACGACCAUAGAUCGUGAAGUCUACCCCGAGGACAAGUACGCGUACGGCCCGUGGAGUUACCAAGUAUUCUACGAGCGCGACCCCACCGUCAUUGACCAGCAGUUUGAAGCCGACCUCCCGAAAACUAUCAGGACCGUCUACAUGAAGGGUCACCCUGAUAUCGGCCGCGCUCCGAGCAGACUGUCACUUGUUGCCGAGCAGGGGGGAAUGUUCGGCGGCGUCAACGCUCCGGUUCCAGAUGUGCCCCUCGACCGGACCGUGCUGGACCAGGAGCUCUUGGACGAGCUGGUUGCCAGCGCGGAGAAGAAUGGGUGGCACGGCGCGACCGCGUGGUAUCUCAAUCGCGCUGCCAACGAGAAGUACACGCGUGACAAGAGCUUGGAUGGUGGGAGGUUGAAGAUGCCCGUCUUGUUCGUACAUACCGAGUACGAUGCCGUCUGUCGGACCGUGCAUAAUCCGAAGUUGACGGUCGAGAUGCGUGAUAAAGUCGAGGAUCUGUCAGAGUUCGUGCUCAAGGCGGGACAUUGGGGCGUCCUGGAGUGUCCUGAAGAAACUAGUGCUGGGAUAGCCGAGUGGAUUGUGAGGCGACUCCGAGAGUCGUGGCCUGGCCCGGUCGUCAAGGGUAAAAUCUAA